Messenger RNA from Corythoichthys intestinalis (scribbled pipefish), 2062 nucleotides. RefSeq names its product zinc finger protein OZF-like. The record is from RefSeq and is a predicted model, not a curated record. The transcript has 3 exons. Gene Ontology annotation, biological process: regulation of transcription by RNA polymerase II. Gene Ontology annotation, molecular function: RNA polymerase II cis-regulatory region sequence-specific DNA binding; DNA-binding transcription factor activity, RNA polymerase II-specific. The coding region runs from base 22 to 1377 and encodes 451 amino acids. NCBI's taxonomy places the organism in Eukaryota, Metazoa, Chordata, Actinopteri, Syngnathiformes, Syngnathidae.
UUCAGAAAUCAAGUGGGGAAAAUGUCCACGAGACCGGAGGAACUUUGCGGCGUGAAAAAGGAGCCCCCACGUCACCGACAGUGGACUGAGUGCAAAUUAAUGCACGCUAAGGUUGUUCUUCACAGACUAGAAGAUUUAUCUAUCAGCCAAGUCCAUUAUCCUGAGUCUGCAUGCAUCAAGGACGAGGAGGAAGAGUCGUCAUCCAUUAAGGAUGAGAAGGAGUUCGUAUACAUUAAAGGUUUCAGAAGAUAUCUUGGGGCUGAGCGGCAGGAGCCAGAAUCUCCUGGCAUUAAAGAGGAUGUUGAGCUCCCCCAAAUCAAAGAGGAGGAGGAGUCAAAGCCCUGUCAACAGAAGCAACUUCCAAUCAAAAAGGAGGAGGAAGAGCGGCCAUGCGUUAAAGAGGAGGAAGAGGAGGAGCAUAUCACGAGGUCAAAUGAUGAGCCCUUGAAGAGUGAAGAUGGUCUGAGUGAGGCUGGCAGAGGGGCAGAGCCUCCAAGCGGCUGCAGCAGCAGCAGGUUAACAGAAGGAUUUCAGGCAGACAACAGAAGUGGCACCACAUCACAGUCACCUUACAAUGAUGAUGGUCAUAAGAAAUCUCACAGUGACGACAAACUCUGCAAAUGCUCUCAGUGUGGGAAAACCUUUGCGACUAAGCAAACUUGUCGUGCACAUAUGAGGAGGCACACUAGUGAAAAACCUUUUUCCUGCUCAGUUUGUGGACAAGGAUACAGUUGCAAGAGCACCUUAAAACGACACACAAGAGCCCACACUGGCGAAAAACCUUUUUCCUGCCCAGUUUGUGGAAAAAGAUUCACUCAGAACAGCGCCUUAAACGCACACACAAGAACCCACACUGGCGAAAAACCUUUUUCCUGCCCAGUUUGUGGUCAAAGAUACAGUCGCAAGAGCGACUUAAAACGACACAAAAGAACCCACACUGGCGAAAAACCUUUUUCUUGCUCAGUUUGUGGUCAAAGAUUCAGUCAAAUGAGCACCUUAAAACAACACAAAAGAACCCACACUGGCGAAAAACCAUGUUCCUGCUCAGUUUGUGGAAAAAGUUUUUUUCAGAAGGGAGAUUUAACAAAACACACAAGAACCCACACUGGCGAAAAACCUUUUUCCUGCUCAGUUUGUGGUCGAGGAUUCUCUCAAAAGCAACAUUUACAAAGCCACAUAAGAACCCACACUGGCGAAAAACCUUUUUCCUGCGCCGUUUGUGGUCAAGGAUUCAGUCAUAAUAGUUCCUUAAAAAUACACACGAGAACCCACACUGGCGAAAAACCUUUUUGCUGCUCAGUUUGUGGUCAAAGAUUUGCUCGGAAGGAUCGGAUUAAGUUACACGAGUGUGUUGGUGUGAGAAGCAGGCGCCAAUGACUGUUUUGCCUGGCUUCAUCAGAUUUUGCAUGCAGGUUAGGUCAGGGUUGGGGGUUACGUUCGUAUUCGUGGCACACUUUAUUUUUGUUGUUGCAUUUUUGUUUGGACUUCUCAAUUUUGUGUUUUACCUUUUCUGGCCAACAACGUCUUUCCCUUAGUGCUCUCGCCGACUGGCAUUAUUUAUAUCAUAAUCUCCCAUUCAAACUACACUUUUCAUAUUCAAUAUUUUAAACCGCAGACCCCAAAUUCUAAAAAUUCUAAAUCGUUCAUAAAUAUUGUCAUUAGAUAAACAUGGAAAUUUAGAAUAUAUUGUUCAAUAUUGUAAAAAUAAUUUUUAAAAAAAUACUGCCUCACAAAUUAGUUUUUUUGUGUGGGGGUUCAUCAUGUAAAUAUAAUGUUUUAACAAUUAUUAUUACUACUCGUGAUUGACAGAGUGUGAGGGCCAAAUAAAGAAAAAUGAAGAAGAAGAAAAGAGGACUAUGACACUAGAAUCGUGUUCUUACGACAAGAAUUUUUUUUUUCUUGUAGCAAGUCAAGUUUUGGUAUAUCUUUUUUUGUUAAAAAUAAAUAUCUACAGUAAUAAAUAAAACACACAAAGUCAUUUCUGUAUUUAACUUUGCUGAUUAUAUAUGUUUUGUGUUGAAAAUGAUUUUGUUUGGUUUGCUUGCUACCGGGGUCGCAUUGA